AUGGAUGAAUUUAAACAAAAUUACAACAAAAAGCAAAUUAGUAAUAAGAAGAUCAAAAACAAGGAAAACAAAACACGAAUCCUAAGGAUUGGCGAACUGUUGGCAGCCGUGAAUUCAUUCAAUUUUAAUGUUACUGAAAACGUGGUAAAUAUUAGCGAUAAAAAUGAAUUUUACCGCAUAUCCAAAACAAUGACCGAUAAUCACAUCAGGGAUAGUACAAAAUUUAGCAAAGGUUUGGUAUCGUUUGCCAACACCUGUCCCGACGACCAGUUAUCGCUGUUAAAGAAAACGAUACAACUGUUGUAUUAUCAUUGAAGUUAAUGCGUUAUGAUAAUUUUAAUUAUUAUCAAAUGCUUAAAUGUUUUAUGAAUAAUAUCGUUGAGGAGUCACAAUGCGAUCACAUUAUUAUGCAUUUGUUAACAGCGAUUACACUUUUUAACCCAAAUCGACCCGAUUUGAAACAUCGAGAUAAUAUUAAACUAGAACAACAACUCUAUGUAUAUUUACUACAAAAAUAUCUUCAAUUAAAAUAUGUAUAUCAAUGGGAAUCGCAAUCAAAACUACAAAAACUGAUGUUAUUAUUGAAUGAUUUGAACGAAACAAUUAAAAUCCGUAAUUCUUUAGCCGUGGAAGAGAUCAAGGAUUACAUCCAAUACUGCGGUCCACUUCUCAAAGAGGUUUACGACAUAUCAAAC
Molecule: messenger RNA, 695 nt
Organism: Medioppia subpectinata
Lineage: Eukaryota; Metazoa; Arthropoda; Arachnida; Sarcoptiformes; Oppiidae
Source: the annotation of a GenBank genome assembly